AGUCUUAGACCCUUUGUCACUCUGCAGAACCGUUCAACAAGUUGCAAGAGGUCCUUGCCUGCCCCACGCUGGUGCCACAUCCACCUUCCCUAUCCAACUUGACUUCCUUAAUACUGUCCCACCCUGGAAGAAGCAGAGUCGGUCAUACGGUCACUAAUAUGGAAUCUUCUAUCCUGGAUUCUGCUCCCGCGCCAUCACGGGCGUUGCGUGAAUGCCUACUGUGUGAUUUGAAAUUCAGUAGCCCGGAGGAAAAGCGGCAGCACGCAAAGAGCGAUUGGCAUGUAUACAAGAUUCGAUGUCGGGUCGCAGAGCCCGGAACUACCAUUCCUCCCCCAGACACCACUCCCAAGCCAUCAAUAAUAUCGUCAUCAUCGAGGAGGCCGGACCGUCGUCGGAAAUCGGCGUCACCGAGCUCCCCUCGAACCGACCAUGAGAGCUCCGAGGAAGAUUCAGAAAGCGACACGUCAUCCGACAGGGACAUUUUCGGGUUCAUCCCCGAGCAAUGUCUGUUCUGCAAUCACACAAGCAACGACUUUGACGAGAACCUGUCACACAUGCACCAGUCCCACAGCCUCGUCGUCCCUCUCCAGUCCUCCCUAGCGGUGGAUCUCCAGACGGUGAUCUGGUUCCUUCACAUGCUCAUCUUCAGCUACCGGGAAUGCAUCUGCUGCGGGAAGCGCCGCCGGACGGUCGAGGCCGUGCAGCAACACAUGACCUCGACGGGCCACUGCCGAUUCAACGUGACCGACGAGAUGCGGGGAUUCUACGACCCGGACUCUCUGGCACGGCAGACGACAGAGGGCCGUGCUCGGCCCGACGACGACCACGCCCUUAGACUACCCUCGGGGAAGCUCCUCGCCCAUCGCUCCCACCACGUCGAACCGUCCCCCCGGUCCAGACAACGAGACAGGCCGCCCGUCGGCCCGUCCACCUUGCCGCCUGGCUCUUCUCAGCCGGCCGGUCCGAGCGACCCGGCCGACGCCGGAUCCCAAGCUCUUGCCGUCACGAAGAAAGACCGGAGAGAGCAGGCGGUCGCGGCCGAGUUCGGGCGACUGCGCGCCGGCGACCGGACGAGCCUGGUGCAUCUGCCGCCGUCCCAGCAGCGGUCGCUCCUCCUGACGUACAAGAAGGAGCUGGACGAGGCGAAGCGGGCAGAGAGGAGGAAGCAGCGCCGGCUGGACAACGUGGGAAACAAGACUGCGAUCCAUACAAAGUACUACAAGCAGGAGGUUCCAAUAUAUCAGGGCGGUUAGAUAGCCCCGCAGAACAACUCUGUGCCACCCCACCUUUUUUUCUUUCCCUCUUUCUCUUUUGAAUAUUUUGGGGGGUGGCGUCCAAAAAGGCAGCUUACUGCUCGACCCAUGUAAUGUUCGCCAACAAGGCUCCGCAACUCGAAUAAAGAAUCAUG
Molecule: messenger RNA, 1408 nt
Organism: Thermothelomyces thermophilus ATCC 42464
Lineage: Eukaryota; Fungi; Ascomycota; Sordariomycetes; Sordariales; Chaetomiaceae
Exons: 2
Coding region: 159-1253 (364 amino acids)
Biological process (GO): ribosomal large subunit biogenesis
Cellular component (GO): preribosome, large subunit precursor
Source: RefSeq, a predicted model, not a curated record